This is a messenger RNA of Copidosoma floridanum, 432 nucleotides long. RefSeq lists its product as uncharacterized. The record is from RefSeq and is a predicted model, not a curated record. NCBI's taxonomy places the organism in Eukaryota, Metazoa, Arthropoda, Insecta, Hymenoptera, Encyrtidae.
AUGCCGCGGCUACAGCGGCGAGGAUGGGAGGCGCUGCUGGUGCUGCUGCUCGUGCUACUCGUGCCCGAUGCACCGGUUCGCGGUCAGGACGACGACUCGCUAGCCGGCAGCUUUCUAUCAGGGCUCCUGGACUCGCUAACAAGUUCGGCCAACAGCGAAAACUGCCCGGGCGUGUGCGUGCACGCGCUCGCCACGAUCAUGUGCUACGAUGUACUGGAGGACGUGCCGUGUCCGCAGUCGAGUAUGCGUUGCUGCCUCGACUCGCCCCUCAACGGCACGAGCAGCAACAACAGCCCGAGCUCGAACGAGGUCGCCGAUUACGAGCACGACGGGCACCAUCAGGCGAACCCGGGAGCCAAACCCGACCAGCGACCGGCCGGCUUGGAAACGAGGAACGAUACCGCGGCAGCUAUCGGGGGCCCGAUCGGCACG